CUUCCACGCAACUCAACGCAACCCAACGAGUAAAAUGGCCGCCAUCGCCGCCUCCAACUUCGCCGUCGCUGCCCGCCCCACCGUGGCCCGCAAGCUUUCCUCCAAGAAGGCCGCGCUUUCCGUCAAGCGUGUCCAGGCGGUGAAGGCUGUGUCUGUGAAGGCUGUCGCCAGCUCCAAGGUCGAGAAGCUCUCCGCCGCCGUGACCGUUGGCACCGCCGCCGCGCUCGCCAACCCCCUCGUCGCCGAGGCUGCCGUCACCCCCUCCCUCAAGAACACCCUCCUCUCCGUCGUGGCGGGUGGCCUCGUCCUCGGCGCCAUCGCCGCCGCGGUCAUCGGUGUGUCCACCUUCGACAAGGUGAACCGCAAGUAAGUUCAUGACCGGGCGAACCGUGCCGUCGCCCUGGGGGGGACGGGACGGCUGGGAAACUUAUGAGACUUAGGCUUUAUCGAGGAGAAACAACCGCAUAUUACCGGGUCGAGGUCGCGUCGCAGUAGCUCUGUAAUGAAACAUUCGGCCUGAACG
This is a messenger RNA of Micromonas commoda, 523 nucleotides long. It is a transcript of the gene PSBX, whose product is annotated as photosystem II reaction center X. The record is from RefSeq and is a predicted model, not a curated record. Bases 35 to 370 code for a protein of 111 amino acids. Gene Ontology annotation, cellular component: photosystem II; membrane. Gene Ontology annotation, biological process: photosynthesis. The transcript is spliced from 3 exons. Lineage: Eukaryota; Viridiplantae; Chlorophyta; Mamiellophyceae; Mamiellales; Mamiellaceae.